This is a messenger RNA of Serendipita indica DSM 11827, 1065 nucleotides long. The record is from the annotation of a GenBank genome assembly. Lineage: Eukaryota; Fungi; Basidiomycota; Agaricomycetes; Sebacinales; Serendipitaceae.
AUGGCGGGUUGGACAGUAUUCAAGAAUCUGUACAUCUAUGGAAAUACCAUCUAUAUAGUAACAUCUCAACCAGAGAUAUUACCUCCUCUUCGUUUCAUCUUCUCGAACGGCCUUCCUCUCGAAAUGCAAGAAGAUAACGAACCCGACCAGCGGACGGUUGCGGUCGUCUCCCCUCACGAAGCAGAUAUCCUAUUUGGAGGCUCCGCAGGACUAUUGGACGGUGUCUCCUUCUUGCAAACAGAUGCACCCCAGUUUCUGCACCAUAUGUACCAUAUGGUAGUCGAGAUAUUUGCGCUCGGUCAUUGGCGUACGCUUUCCAGCACAGAGUUGGACUCUACGUUUGGGGGUUCGGAUCGACCGGGGCCUAGGCGACUAGUGUUUGCUCAUUGCUCUCGAGAAGGCUGGAGGGACCGAGCAGGGAUGAACGAGUGGGUCUUGCAGGCAGCCUUUGGCGGGAUGAGCAUCGAAUUCCAAGAUACAUGGGACUUCCGAAUGAACAUUGGAAAGCCGUUCGUCUUCGAGCUAGUUGUACUAGGAGACAGAGCGGCAUCGCACCGUGAACACUCUUGGAAAGAUCCGAGCACGCCACUUCCUAUUUCCAUCAAACAUGACUGGUGGUCGCCCAUCCGGGAGUCCGUCAUAGCUUUUGCUACAUCCGGGCUACCUCCUAAGUCUAUUCUGAAGAAACCGAUUGUCACCUAUAUCAGCCGACAGCGCACGGGAAGAAGGUUACGAGAAGAUGAUCACAAUCAGCUAGUAGCGAGCCUGCGUCAACUGGGUCAACGGUAUGAUUACGAGAUUCAAAUACCCAUCAUGGAAGACCUCCCGAAAUCGGAACAAAUCUUGCUACUGAGCCAAACAACAGUCUUAGUGGGAGUGCAUGGGAAUGGGCUUUCCAAUCAACUCUGGCUUCGACCUUCGCCACGAACGACAGUUAUCGAGAUAUUCUUCCCAGGUGGAUUCGCGUUUGAUUACGAAUAUACUGCUCGAAGUCUUGGCUUGAAGCAUUAUGGUUUCUGGCUCGACCGAUUCUUUUCAGCACCUAAUCUACCUCCCAACACCUAA